This is a messenger RNA of Brugia malayi, 1212 nucleotides long. RefSeq lists its product as uncharacterized. Lineage: Eukaryota; Metazoa; Nematoda; Chromadorea; Rhabditida; Onchocercidae. The record is from RefSeq and is a predicted model, not a curated record. The transcript is spliced from 8 exons. The coding region runs from base 1 to 1212 and encodes 403 amino acids.
AUGAAAGUUCAUUGUACAUUAUGCGGAUUAUGCUUCCGUAGAUUGCGUAAAUAUGAAAUUUCAAUAAAACAAUGCUUAUGCACACCAUUACUACGUGUAAUACCUGAAGCUAAAAAAAUUUGUCGUUUAAGAAUAAAAUCAUCACCUGAUUCAGCUAAACCAAUAAAACAUCUAAUAUCGAAAUUAAACAGAAAAGCAACGAAUGAGUUAGAACGAAUGAAACGAAAAGGUAAUAAUUGGUCAGCUAAUGAUUUAUUUAAAUUUCAACAUGGAAAUUUGGAUCAUUAUGAUACAGAUGAGAAACGAGCAAUUUGUAUGGAAUGGCUUCGACGGCUUAACAAUAUUACCAAAAAAUAUUAUUGUCUUGCAUGGUAUGCAUCAGCAAUUUACACUUGCUAUUAUCGAUUAGCACCGUUAAUUAGUGAUAAAGAUGAGAAGAAGCGAAUAUGGAUUGACGUUAAACGUGAAUAUGCGGAAAUAUUCCUAAUGGGUCGACGUAUAUGGCGUAGACCCACUCAUCCAAAUAGACUUCGUAUUCUUUAUGAUUUAGCAAUGCUAUGUAUUCUUUUCAAUGAUAUACCUAAUGAUGAAACAGUGAUACUAUUUCGUGAUUUACUAGAUGAUAGUGAUAAUUUCAAUUUUGAAGUACUAAAUGAGAUUGAAUAUGCACAAUCUAUUGAUAAGACAGUACGAUUGGAAAAUCAUAUAAUUGAUUUGUUUUAUCAAAGACGAAAAUCUACUUGUUCUACUCGUUCCAGUUUUCUAUCAAAAAGCAACAUUGAAACACCGCGAAGUAGUUUUAGAAGUUUAAAAAUGAAAAAUGAUGAUUUAAAAAACGUCAAAUUAAGCAAAACUUUAUCCAUUCCGGAAAACAUAAUGUCAGAUUCAUGUGUAACAACAAAAGUUAUUCGUAAACAAAGUGUUCGUUUUGCUGGAAAAUCUGAUUUAAGCAAGAACGAGGAAAAAUAUUUAAAUUUAACAAAUAUAACAACAGCAAAAAGUAUAAAUACUAAUUUUAUGGAGAAUAAUCGUACAGAAAAUAUAAAUAAACAAAUGAAUUGUAAACAAUUUAUCACUUCGAAUGUUUUCUUUACUGAAGCAACUAAAAUUGAAAUAGAAUUUGCAAUGAAAAAAAAGUCAAAUCAUGCAACAAUAAGCCAAAAAUUUCCAUCCGUAUUAUCAGAGCAAAUGAUAGCAUUCGUAGUUGUUUAA